Molecule: messenger RNA, 963 nt
Organism: Phalaenopsis equestris
Lineage: Eukaryota; Viridiplantae; Streptophyta; Magnoliopsida; Asparagales; Orchidaceae
Exons: 2
Coding region: 320-676 (118 amino acids)
Source: RefSeq, a predicted model, not a curated record
AACUUUGAAAGAAUAACGUUGGCAUCUAUUCCACUAAGAUGUAAAAUAAUUAAAAAUUGUCAAGAAAAUUUCAAUUAUACUCGAAAAUUUGUCGUCUUCUUGGGCGGAAAUCGCGCGGAUAUCGACGCCGUCUUUUCUUUCCGAGGCCACCUGCAGGGUCUCCCCUUCAACACGACUGCCCGAUUCUCUGCUGUCGUUUCAUUCCUUUUAAUGGCAGCUCCGCGAACCUCCUUUAAUGGCUGAUUCUCUCUAACCUCACCCUCCUCCUACUCAAUCACAGAGAGAGAGAGAGAGAGAGAGAGAGAGAGAGAGAGAGACGAUGGCUAGAGAUACCUGGAUGAUGGACAGAGCCAAAGAGGAGCUGAAGAAUUUAGAAGCUCAUCAUCCAUCGCGAUUCGAUUACCUGAAGCUCGAGCUCCAAUCACUCAUCUCCGAUUACGAUCUCGAUCCUUCUUUCCCCAAUCUCCUCUCCUCCUCCAGCUCUCCCUCUGCCGGCACGCAAGUGUCGUCGAGGAAGAGGAGAAGAGGGGAAUUGCGCGGUGAGGAAUUAGGGUUUGGGUUGGAGAUGGAGAAGAAGAUGAGGUUGUCGUCGGAAGAGAGGGCGGAGAUGGCGAUUAGAAGGGCGAAGGCUUGUCUGAGGAGGAUUCAGCUCGUAAAGGAGAGUUUUCUGCAUUAGGGUUUUCUUUCUUUCGAAGUUGUUUAUGAGGAAGACUGCAGAAAGGAGCAGAAAGGAGCUAUAUGGGUUUUUUGGGUGGCCCGGUUAAAUCCCAACACAGUUUGCUCUUUGGGCUUUUUGAUCGACCCACGAAAUUUUGUUGGCCCACUAUCUUGAGUUUUCACAAAUAUGAUAUGUUUUGUUAUUAUUAUUAUUUAAAGUCGGUAUGUUCAGUUCAAACGUUUGGUUUCGAUGAUGCCUAAAAACUCUUGAACAUGUCUUGAAUUUGAAAGUGAUAUUUAGGCCUG